This is a messenger RNA of Cadophora gregata, 1899 nucleotides long. RefSeq lists its product as uncharacterized. Bases 206 to 1801 code for a protein of 531 amino acids. Gene Ontology annotation, molecular function: pyridoxal phosphate binding; carboxy-lyase activity. Gene Ontology annotation, biological process: amino acid metabolic process. The transcript is spliced from 3 exons. Lineage: Eukaryota; Fungi; Ascomycota; Leotiomycetes; Helotiales; Ploettnerulaceae. The record is from RefSeq and is a predicted model, not a curated record.
CUUCAAAGUAUUCCGGAUUACAUCUACAUCUGGUUCACGGUGGUGCAGACAGAUUUGUAUUUGCAUUGAGGAUUGCUUAGAGUACUUAUAUAGAGGCAGAUUUCUUCGGUCUUUUCUUUUUGUCUUCACCUUCGUUCUCUUCAUCUUUAGAGGCCUUGGAUCCCGCUGUUUUCUUGCAACUACCCCGCUAUUGACAGAGAUCAAAAUGGACUCAAAGCAGUUCAAAGAAGCUGCAGCGUCAGCAAUUGACGAGAUCGUUAACUAUUACGAUACAAUUGAGGACAGAAGGGUGGUGUCGAAUGUCGAACCUGGGUACCUGAAGAAACUCCUCCCAGAUGGACCACCACAAGAUGGAGAGUCCUGGGCAGAUAUUCAGAAGGAUAUUGAGACCAAGAUAAUGCCGGGACUUACGCAUUGGCAAUCCCCCAAUUUCAUGGCCUUCUUUCCAGCUUCCUCUUCCUUCCCUGGUAUUCUCGGCGAGCUCUACUCAGCAGCAUUCACCGCCCCAGCAUUCAACUGGAUCUGCUCUCCGGCAGUUACAGAGCUCGAAACCGUCACCCUCGACUGGCUCGCCAAACUCUUCAAUCUCCCGGACUGCUACUUGUCUACGAGUGAGGGCGGAGGAGUGAUACAAGGCUCGGCAUCCGAGGCGAUUGUCACUGUCAUGGUGGCGGCAAGAGACAAAUACUUGCGCGAGACGACAGCUCAUCUCGCUGGUCUCGAGCUUGAAGAUGCGAUUGCAUAUAAAAGAGGCAGGAUUAUCGCGCUUGGAAGCGAAGCAGCGCACAGCGCUACCCAAAAAGCUGCUCAGAUCGCAGGUGUCAGAUAUCGUUCUGUUCCAGUAUUCAAGGAUAAUGGAUUCGCUAUGACGGGCUCAGCGUUGGAAGAUAUAUUGAAAGAGUGCCAGGAACAGAAACUUGAACCCUUCUUCCUGACGGCGACGCUUGGAACGACGGCGACUUGUGCCGUCGACGAUUUCGACGGUAUCGCUGCGACGAUCGCCAAGUACGCGCCUCCGAAUGCUCCCGGCGAGAUCUGGGUUCAUAUCGAUGCAGCGUAUGCUGGAGCAGCUCUUGUCUGUCCCGAGUAUCAACAUCACACAGCGCAGUUCAAGCAUUUCCACUCCUUCGAUACGAACAUGCAUAAGUGGCUGCUUACUAACUUCGACGCGUCGUGCUUGUACGUCAAGAAGCGCAAGGAUCUGAUCGAUGCGCUGUCUAUCAUGCCUAGUUUCCUCCGCAACGAGUUCUCGGAAAGCGGGCUUGUGACGGAUUACAGAGAUUGGCAGAUCCCUCUUGGCAGACGAUUCAGGAGUCUGAAGAUCUGGUUCGUGUUGAGGACUUAUGGCGUUAAUGGUCUGCAAGCGCAUAUUCGGAAACAUGUCAAGCUGGGCGAGGUAUUUGCUGGGUUGUUAGAAACGAGGAAAGAUCUCUUUGAGAUUGUGACGGGUCCGAACUUUGCGCUGACGGUGUUUGCGAUUACGCCGAAGGGGGAGGGGAAGAGCCAGGAGGAAAAGAAUGCGGUUACGAGGGAGGUAUAUGAGUUGAUCAAUAGUCGGGGCGAGAUUUUUAUCACGAGUAGUGUUGUUGGUGGCGAGUAUGUGAUUCGGGUUGUGAGUGCGAAUCCAUUGGCGGAGGAGAAGUUCCUGCGGAGGGCGUUUAAGAUUUUGGUGGAUACUGCGGAGGAGGUCAGAGAUGGGAAGGGAGGUUUGAAAGAGAAUGGUGUGGGUAAAGUGGUGGACGUGAAUGUGAAUGGGAUUGGGGAGGUGGUUGAGUUGCAUGAAAAUGGGGUGGCGAAGUAAAGAGAGAUAUUGACGUUGUUUUGCAGAGGCUAAAUUUAAGCCGGGUUGGUUAUUAGAAGCUAGAUAGAACUCCAGAAUCUUGUUUAUUUCUUCUCCGA